This is a messenger RNA of Punica granatum (pomegranate), 1359 nucleotides long. NCBI's taxonomy places the organism in Eukaryota, Viridiplantae, Streptophyta, Magnoliopsida, Myrtales, Lythraceae. The record is from RefSeq and is a predicted model, not a curated record.
UUAUACCAGGCGGUUAAUUUGAGGGAAAUCGGAAGCCCUCCCCGACACUCCCCUUUUGCAGGUAUUCGGAGCAUGGACCGGAUCUCGAAGACAUCGGGUCUACACCCUAACAGAACCCAACGGCGCCGGCUCAGCUCCACAGCAGCUUGAGGUAGUUCACUACUUCGCAGUCCUCGAGCUCUUACUCCCAUCGCCUCUUCUCGUCUCGGGUCUGUACGGCGGAGUUCCAUCUCUGAGCUGCGGGGAUGCUCCUUUCGGUUUCUCUGCUCUAGUGGGCUGAAGCUAUUGUAGUCGAGAGAUUCACGCAACAUGGCUCGGAUAAAACCCCAGACUCUAUUGCUUCAGAGUAAAAAGAAGAAAGGACCGAAUCGUAUCAGUAUUGCUACGAUAAUCUUGUACGCACUGAUCAUUGGGCUUAUAUCAUUGUCCAUGGUUGCCACGUUUAGGCACUGGUCACGAAGGUCUAUGGAGCAAACAGGUGUUGGCUUAAAGAACUCUGAGCCUGAGGUUCAUGAAUCAGAUGUCCAUGAUGAAUUAUCACGGCAAUAUGAUCUUCCUGGAUAUGCUAUCUUAAGUACAUCAAAGGGUGAUAUAAAAGUAGAGCUUUCUAAAGAUGUUGCACCGGGUAUUGUGGACAAAUUCUUAGACCUGUGUCAAAAGGGGGAAUUCAAAGGGAUACCUUUUCAACAUGUGAUAAAAACUACUUGCUUCGCACUCAACUUGUGCCGAGGCGCAAGCAUGACGCAUUCAUGCUGGGAACUUCCAAGAAAGGGUUAGAUGACAAGAGUUUCGAUCUCAUCAUCACCACUGCCUCUAUCCCUGACUUUGAUGAUAAGCUUAUCAUGUUUGGACGCGUCAUCGGUGGAGAAAAUGUAGUAAAGAAAAUCGAAGGCUUGGAAACAGAUGAGCAAUACCACCCCAAAUCUCCCAUAUCAAUCGUAAACGUGACUCUCAAACAGGAAAUAUGAGUUGGGACAUCCUCGCAGCUGGUGAGCAGGAUUAUACCAAAACCAAGAGCAUCCCCUGAAGGUGCUGAGCAAGCUCUUUGUUGCUCGGGGUGUUAUGCAAGGGGUCAGUCGACCUUUGUGCAUUUGUAUUGCUCUGCAUUGAUGGGGGUCUUGCAGAACAAAUAGGGGAUGGCAUUGUCUCUGGUUGAGAUUUACAUAUGUGGAGACGGUAGGAUUAGUGAAUUCAGCUUUGUGCUUCACCUCUCCUUGUACAAAUUCAUGGUUUUUUACAUUUCUGUUGUCCUUUUCUCCCCUUGUUCUUAUAUCCUGUAAUUGGUUAUCUGUUAUCUGAUUCUGUUUUCCAUGGAGCAGUAUUUCCCCAUGGAACUUAUGCGCGCUUUGAACUUUGUUA